This is a messenger RNA of Ipomoea triloba (trilobed morning glory), 2097 nucleotides long. Its product is annotated as protein FAR1-RELATED SEQUENCE 5-like. Gene Ontology annotation, molecular function: zinc ion binding. The transcript is spliced from 2 exons. The coding region runs from base 1 to 2097 and encodes 698 amino acids. Gene Ontology annotation, biological process: regulation of DNA-templated transcription. The record is from RefSeq and is a predicted model, not a curated record. NCBI's taxonomy places the organism in Eukaryota, Viridiplantae, Streptophyta, Magnoliopsida, Solanales, Convolvulaceae.
AUGUAUAAUGAUCUUGCAUCUCGGAUGGGAUUUAGUGUUAGGAAGGGAAAACAGUACUACUUCCCUGGAACUCGGAAUGUGAAGUCGAAAAAGUUCCAUUGUUAUAAGGCUGGGUUGAAAGCAAAACAAGCGAGUGCUAAUAAGUGUUAUACAAAGAUAGAUACUCGGACUGGAUGUGAUGCAAUGUGUCAAUAUGACUUAGAUUCAAGUGGGAAGUGGGUAGUUACAAAACAUGUAAAAGAGCACAACCAUGAGUUGUGUCCGGCAUCUGCAAGCUAUAUGCUUAGGUCGCAUAGGAAUGUUUCUGUUGAUCAGUUGACAUAUCUUAAAGAUAUGAAGUGGAGUGGAGUCCCAUUAUCUGAUGGUAUUCGGUUUUUAAAACAUCAGUCUGGAGGUUCACCAUUUGUUGGAUUUACUGCCAGGGAUGCUUAUAACACAAUGUUGUUAGAUUCGGCGAAGCAUUUAGAUGGGAUUGACUCUAACACUUUGAUUGAGAUUUUUCAGAAGAGACAAUUGAAUGAGUCUGGUUUCUUUUUUGAUUUCGAAGUUGAUGAUGAUGCUAGGUUGUGUAGUUUUUUUUGGAGGGAUGUGGAAAUGAAGUCGGAUUAUUUGUUGUUUGGUGAUUUGGUGGUACAUGAUACAACAUACCGUACCAAUAGGUAUGAUAUGAUUUGUGGUCCAUUUGUAGGUAUGAACCACCAUUGUAUGAAUGUGAUGUUUGGUUGUGGCUUUUUAUUGAAUGAGAGGACAGAAUCUUUUGUUUGGCUGUUCAAAACGUUUUUACAGUCAAUGGAUGGUAGGCAACCACAAACAAUAAUGACUGAUCAGUGUUCUUCCAUGGCUGCUGCAAUUAUGCAAGUAUUUCCAAAUUCAAAACAUAGGCUAUGUAUUUGGCACAUUGGGGAGAAUUCAAAGAAGCACAUCAAAGGAUUGAGAAUGCAAAAGGGUUUCAUAGAGUUAUUUAAUUUUCUGUUAAAGUAUAGUGAUACAGAAGCUGAAUUUGAAUUUUACUGGAACAGGAUGGUGACUGCCUAUAAUAUUCAUAAGAAUGUUUGGUUAGAUAGAUUAUAUAAUAUUAGGGAGAAGUGGUGUCCUGCUUUUAGCAAACAGUAUUUCUCUGGUGGUAUUUUAUCCUCGCAAAGGAGUGAGUCUACUAAUCAUUCAAUUUCUAGAAGACUUUCAAAAACAACUGGAUUGUGUGAUUUUUAUAAUUCAUUUGUUAGUAUGAUUUCUGAGUGGAGGAGCAAGGAGAGUGGUGAAGAUGUUCGUUGUUCUCAAGGUUUGCCAUCAAUGGCUAUGAAUUACGUGAAGUUAGUUUCACAUGCUAAAGAAGUUUACACUAUUGAGAUAUACUUUUUAUUUGAGGAACAGUUCUUGAAAGGUUCUUCAUGCCAUCAAGAUUUGGUGGGGGUCAGUGGUGAGGUAAUGAAAUAUCAUGUUUGGCGUCCUGAUGUUGAUUUGAUUCGUCAUGAGGUUUGUUUUAGUGUUAAGGACUUGGAUAUAUCAUGUAGUUGCAGGUUGUUUUCAGAGAUGGGUAUUUUGUGCUCUCAUUCUCUUCGCAUUUUAAAUAUUCACUGUGUUGCAAAAAUCCCUGAUAAGUAUAUUCUUAAAAGAUGGACUAAAAGGGUUGUUGAAGACAGGACAGUAGAGAAUGUUUGUGGUGUUGCUUCAGGUGGUUGGGUUAUACAAAUUGGUAGAAAGUUUCAGCGGUUGGUUUUAUCUAGUCAAGACAAUUCUAAAGCUCGGGAAGCAUGUGAAGAUGCCUUUCAAAAUGCCAAGAUGAAGAUUGAAGCUGAAAUUGGUCCUAUUUUCUUUGAAGAUGGUGAACAAACCACAGAUGGUGUUAUACAAAAUCCAUCACGUAGUAGGCCAAAAGGUGAACGCAACAAACGGUUGAUUAGCACAAUAGAAAAGAAGUAUAAAUAUGCAAGAGGACUAAAGAAUUAUUCAAAGUAUGUCGAGUUGAAUACAAAGGCGGUUGUGCAAUCAUCUGUGCGAGAGUCUGUUUCUAGUAUGGUGGGCAGUGGAUAUUUGGUCCAUCCGUCUGGUGGUAGUAGCUCAAAGUUAGUUCACUUUAAUCCAAAUGAAAGUACUUAA